Molecule: messenger RNA, 906 nt
Organism: Macrosiphum euphorbiae (potato aphid)
Lineage: Eukaryota; Metazoa; Arthropoda; Insecta; Hemiptera; Aphididae
Source: the annotation of a GenBank genome assembly
AUGGACUUGCUUAAGUAUCAAGAAAUGGUUAGUGGAGCAAUUACAGAUUUAAAACAAAUUCAGAGAGACUUCAAUGGAAUUAAAGAAAUUUCGAAAAAGUUUAUAGAUAUUAUGUCAGAAAAAUUAGAACAGUCACAAAUAGCUGAUGAAGUAGAGAUUGAAAAUGAAUUGCCCUCUAUAAGAUCUAGAAAACGUAAAACAUUAGAUGGAGAAAAAGCAUAUGAUAACCAAAUUAUGAACAGUGAAAUAAAGGAUAUGAUUGAAGUAUAUAAUGUCAUAAUGGACAAUACAAUUACAAGCAUUGAGAAAAAGUUUUUAGGAAAUAAAAAAAUGUACACUGACUUUGCUUGUUUAUCGCUAAGUAAUUUUGAAGAUUUACAAAAGAAUAAACUUCCAGCUACUGAUAAAAUUAAACCUUUUGAACAAACAAUCACUACUGAUGGCUUAAGAAGUGAACUACUUAGUUUCUCCAGAAAUUGGAGUAACUUAAAAAAAUCUAUUCCAGAAACGUAUGAAGCCUACAAAGAAGUUGAAUCAGAUGAUGGUGAUUUGCUUAGUAAUGAAAUAAGUACUGAAAAGUCACACUGCAAGAGUUGUAUGAAUUGUGCAAUCUGUUGCUACUCUGUACUACACAAAUACAAUUUAUAUUGUAAUGCUUAUAGCAACUUAGCAUUAGCUUAUAAAUAUCUGCUAACCUUGCCAUGCUCACAGGUAGCUUGUGAAAGGUCUUUUUCGUUUCUAAAAUGUAUAAAAACUAGACUUCGUAGCACAUUAAGUGAAAAUAAAUCAGAAGCAUUUAUGCUUAUGGGAAUAGAAAAAGACAUCCUUUAUGAAAUAGACAAACAUGAAAUUAUUGAAUUACUGAAGUCUAAUAGCCCAUUACUGAAGAACCAAUUAUCUUACUAA